Porites evermanni is the source of this 7068-nucleotide messenger RNA. The record is from the annotation of a GenBank genome assembly. NCBI's taxonomy places the organism in Eukaryota, Metazoa, Cnidaria, Anthozoa, Scleractinia, Poritidae.
GAAGAAUCGAAUACUGAAUGGAAAAGAUCAAGGCUUUCCUUGCCAUGGAAAAGAGCUCUUUCACCGUCAUUUUUCGCAGGAAACAGGCGUCCAGAGGGGCUUCCUGGUAUUUUGCGAGGCAGAGAAAUUCAGCAGAAGCUACCUAAUGAAGGUCCUGCCGAUCCACCUUAUUUCUUUUCUCUGUUUGACCCAAGCACGAAUACUCCCUUUUAUUCUGCGUACAAAGUUACUCCCAGUCAAGCAAUGGGAAUUGGGGCGAAUAAUAGGAACGCUGUAAGAAACGUAAAUUGGAGAAACCCUAUAGGUAUGUAAAUAUUUAAUAAAUAACAGUUCUUUGAAGAUUGAAUAGGGAAGAAUUAAUGCCUUUGCAUUAUUGUUUUUAGAACAGGAACACUGAAAGCUUAUAUAAUACUAUCGGGGGCGGAUUGAAAAAAUUCAGGAAUGGGGAGGGAAAACUUUCCAGCUUUAUAGAAAUUAUUUAUUUUACAAGAAAAUUUUUCAAAAUAAUGCAAAAUUACACAGAAGAAAAAGGGAAUGCGGUCCCCUCAUGCUCAGAAUCACAACCUGAAAACGAGGUCCGCUGAGGGAAAAUACCCUGGUUAAUUAAAGUACGACACAAAGUGCCCGUUAGGUAGGCUACAGUGUAGAAGUGUAACACCUUUAAUUGCUGGUUUUCACUAUCACGCAAUCCAGAAUCAAUAAUCUGGGAAAUAAAGGGCUAUGAACAUGCAAAGACCCUUGCCAAGACUUUCAAGCCGGUGCAAAUUUUCAUAUGCGAGAUCUCUCUUGGUGAGAUAUAUGUAUUCGGGGGAAUGAUUUACCCAAACUUAUAGAGCAUUUUUAUAGAAAAACCAUGUUGGCGUCCCUCUAAAGUGCACUAACAUGGCGUCAGGAAUCCGAUAGCAACAUAUAAUACCGAGUUUUGCUACGAAAGCGUGAAUUCAUCCCUCAAGGAACUCACAAACAUUAAUAAGUAGUAUUCUUUUUAAUACCAGGACUGUUCAGUCAGCAAAAUUCCCCAAAAGUGACUUUUUAACUUACAUAAAAUCUCUCUCGGCAGCCACGCAAAUGCCGUGUCACCCAAAAGGUUAGAUAUUCACCCUUCUUCGGAGUGAAAAUUGGUGAAAAUAUAAAUUUUUGACUGCUCUAAUACUUCAUAGAAGUAAAAAUUCUGGAGGAUCGAUAAUUCUCACCAAAACAAAAUAAAACAAAAUCAAGUUCUACUUUUAAUCAACCGACAGAUUGAUUCAUAACCAUGGUAGAAAUGAAUUCGGGUUUUGGUAAAAGUUUUAGUUUUAUUAAUUAGAACCUUUGUCUAAGUUUACAAAUCUAACAGUUUAUGUAGUAAGAUUUUGUCGAAGAGUUGUCAGGGCCCGCGGAGCAGUUUUUAAAGUGCGGCGGCCGGUGACCACCUCUUUUGAAGUCGGGGGUGGGGUGCAAAUUUGGCUGUUCUCUCUUGGUUGUUUAGAACUGUCAGAUUACUGAACCUUUCUUGGCUCAUUGUUGAGCGGAGUUGUAGAAGGCCUAAAUGUAAUAAACGACCCUAAAUGUAGUAAAGUUCUAAAUGUAAUAACAUUUUGUCCAAAAUGUAAUAAACUCUUAAGGUGGCCCGUUCCUAUUUAUAUGCGUUUUGGUUAUGUUUUUGAUUCGCGUUUUUCAGAAUGAAAGGUUCAACCGAUUUCUACGAUUUUUUGCAUCCUUAAUAAAUAAAGAUGGAACUGUAAGAAAAUGUUAUUUAUUUUCUUAUAGGUAUAAAAACUUUUGAGAUAUCGGCAUAUAUUUAAAACCUCAGUUUUACGAAAAAUGAAAAUAACUUCGAAAUUCCAAGACAGAUUUUUCCCUAACUUCAGCAAAUAAGCCUCAGAGCUCUCUAGUUUUAUGUCUGCAAGUUUGAAGGCAAUCGUGACCGUAGAAAUCGCUCCACAAAAUGUUGGUCAAAUUUAAUGCUAAAACGAUCGGCUAACACAUUUGUGAGCGUAAACGCACAAAUAGCGGAAGAGAGCUGACAAACUACCUCUUAACUAAAACGUUGUUCUUACCCAAAGCACUGUUGGAGGAAAAUGAGUAAUCGGACAACUACGGCGAACACAGUUAGCGCUUUAAUACAACCGACGUUUUGCUACAUGCACGUUGAAAUUAAAUAUAUUCUAUUUAUCCAACUUACUCUGCAUUUUUCUGUUCAUUUUCGACAAAAAUAUUGAGAAAACAAAACACAGCAUCUGCAGAAACCGUUUGGCAGUUUUUAGCUUCAAAGGUUCUCGUUCUGAGGCGAAAUAAGCCUGCUAGUUCGAGAACACCUCGCCAUCCAAUUUUCAACUGCUAUGAAAACCCUCUCGCGCGAUAAUAUAUUCAAGAUCUCUGACUUUCCUAUCACAUGCUCACCAGCAGUAUGCCACUUGGGAAUAAUAGUUAUUAUUUACAUAUGGAAACCAUUUACUAUCGAAUUUAUGGCAUAAUUUGCCCUUGUUUUGUUAGGGGCCUUAUAGGCCUUUUCCGAUGAUUAUAUUAACUAUUAUCCCCAAGUGGCAUACUGUUCGUGAGCAUGAAUAUAUUAUCGUGCGAGAGGGUUUUCAUUGCAGGUGAAAAUCGGAUAGCGAGGUGUUCUUGAACUAGCGGGCUUAUUUCGCCUCAGAACGAGAACCUUUGAAGCUAAAAACUGCCAAACGGUUUCUGCAGAUGCUGUGUUUUGUUUUCUUAAUAUCUUUGUCGAAAAUGAACGGAAAAAUGCAGAGUAAGUUGGAUAAAUACAAUGUGUUUAAUUUUAACGCGCAUGUAGCAGAAAGCUGGUUGUAUUAAAGCGCUAACUGUAUUCACCGUAGUUGUCCGAUUACUCAUUUUCCUCCAACAGUGCUUUGGGUAAGAACAACGUUUUAGUUAAGAGGUAGUUUGUCAGCUCUCUUCCGCUAUUUGUGCGUUUACGCUCACAAAUGUGUUAGCCGAUCGUUUUAGCAUUAAAUUUGACCAACAUUUUGUGGAGCGAUUUCUACGGUCACGAUUGCCUUCAAACUUGCAUGCAUAAAACUAGAGAGCUCUGAGGCUUAUUCGCUGAAGUUAGGGAAAAAUCUGUCUUGGAAUUUCGAAGUUAUUUUCAUUUUUCGUAAAACUGAGGUUUUAAAUAUAUGCCGAUAUCUCAAAAGUUUUUAUACCUAUAAGAAAAUAAAUAACAUUUUCUUAAAGUUCCAUCAAUAUUUAUUAAGGAUGCAAAAAAUCGUAGAAAUCGGUUGAACCUUUCAUUCUGAAAAACGCGAAUCAAAAACAUAACCAAAACGCAUAUAAAUAGGAACGGGUCACCUUAAGUUGCCAAUUACAGUAAUUACUCGAAUAAGCGCCGCAUUGGGUGGGGAGUUAAUUAGCGCCGUGGCGCUUAUUCGUGUAAAUAGGGUACUAAGCGGUAUUACUAUGGUAUUAAGCUCCGCUCUCAAAUAAGCGCCGCGGCGCUAAUUCGCGUAAAUUCGGUACAUUUCCUUAUGCACUGUGAAACUUAACGUUUACAAAUAAAUUGUUUGUAAACGGCAAAAUAACAGUAUUUUUUUGAAAAAAGCAAUAUGUAAGCAAUAGAGAACUUUUUUCCUGUGUUUGCAUAGCCUGAUAUAAACACUAGAGGGAUUGGGAGAAUUGGAAACUCAAAAACGUUUUAAAAUUCGUGCUUGUGUGAUUAGCGCGCAAAGAGCAAAACAUCUUGACUCCACACAUGUUUACAUACUCUCAUACAAACACAUCCCUCGGCUAAUCAGAGCGCGCGCGUAUUAUCUUCAGUUAUUUAUAAACGUUGUUAUCAGACGUGCAGUAGUCUUUAGGGCCUGUUUACAUGGAGGUGGGGGACCCCAGAUACGUGACGUAACAUGCGGCGGGUCACCCCACCUAUCAUGUAAACGUGAUCAAAUUAAAAUGAAAGAUUAUGUGGACAGGCGGGUUACCCACCAAAGCGGGUUGCCUCACCUGCCUGGGGUCCCCCACCUCCAUGUUAACAGGCCCUUAGACUUCUCGUUUUUUGUUCUUAAUAUUUUAGCUGAUUAGAUCUCUUUUCUAGAGAUCCAACGUUGACAAGCAACAAGAUUUUGUAAACGUCAAGUUACACAUUGCAUAAGGAAAUAUACCGAAGCUUAUUAAAUUUUUUAUCCAAAAAUGCGGCGCUUAAAACCAUAGUAAUACCUCUUAGUACCGUAUUUACGCGAAUAACCGCCGUGGCGCUUGUUAAAUCCUCCCAAAUGCGGCGCUUAUUUGAGUAAUUACGGUAAUUUGCAACUUAAGAGUUUAUUACAAAAUGUUAUUAUUAUGGAUUACAAAAUGUUAUUAUUAUGGACAAAAUGUUAUUACAUUUAGGACUUUAUUACAUUAGGGUCGUUUAUUACAUUUAGGCCUUCUACAGGAGUCAUGUUUAUAAAUUUCAAGCCGCUGUAAAGUACAUUUCUUCUGCUUCGAGCCUGAUUGCCUAUGCAGAAUCCACCAGUAGAAGUUUGCAGAUCAUGAUAUUACACUGUAGGUUCCUGUAACCCCUAGUUUUGUCUAGUAUGUUAUCCAAAUGCGUCAGAGACCACAUCAUCAGCCGAUAUAAUUCGUUUUAAGAAACCGUGUUCGUAGAGUAGCCUCGGAUUUAAUCGAGAACCUUCAUUAAUUAAAAAGACUCUAUUCCGCCUCGUUACAAAUGCUACAUAACCAUGCCGUUUGAAAAAACAGAAGUCUAGGACUAAUUAGGUGCAGUUUUGUAAAGAUAGGCGUUUUGAGGCUUGUUACGCAUCAGACUGAUGGGAUCGAAACGGACCAAUGAUGAAUUUAUAUGCUUAACGAUUCUUAUUCUAACAAAUUAAAGAUACAAUUUAUAUAAAAAUGUAAAUUACAGUGGAACCUCUAUAACGAAGUCUUCGGUCUAACGAACUAUUUUUUUUUUUGACUCCAGCAAUAGUAAAAUAUAAGGCAAUAUGAAAAAGAACCACGUUAUAACGAACAUAUUUUGCCAGUCACUUGGCCCUUCGUUAUAUCGAGGUUCCACUGUACUUAAUUUUAUUUAUUAUUCAUUCAAAAUAUUUCCCCGAUUCUGAUUGGCUAAAAGCACACGUUUAAUUCACCAUAACCAGUUACUGAUGACCAAAUUUGGAAGAAUUUUGACUUUAACGAGGAAAUGACGUCAAAAAUGCAGCGUUUUCGCAGGUUAAGGCAAUGUUAACCGAGAAGACCUGGGGACGAGAUUAAAUUGUUUUGGUUGUGAACUUGAAAAAAUGGCGGACAUUUCACUCGUUUCAAGAGUAAGAACUAGGCGAAAAAAUAGCUAAAAACAUGGCAAGAACAGCAAGAAGACAACUCGAAGGGCGACAUCUGCUAUUUGGAGAAUAUUUGCGGAGCUGGACAAACCUAAACGUACAUUAUCGAAGAUCAACUGAACAUCGAUGGAUCGAUGGAGGUUAGCAUGUUUUAGCUAUGUUUUUAAACUAGGAAUUAUUUUGAAUGAAUAAUAAAACAGUUAUUGAAUUCGGCUUUCGUAUCAUAUGAAGAAUUAUGGAGAUCCCGGAGGGUGUUAUCCGCCUCGGCCUACGGCCUCGACGGAUAACACCCUCCUCGAUCUCCAUAAUUCUUCAUAAGAUACUCAGCCUCAUUCAUUAACUGUUAAUGAGUUUAUUAACGUAAGCUUCGCUUGUAGGCUUACUAAAUCCGUCAUUUAGCUAAUUACAUGAAAUUUUGGCUAGUUAGCGAAUUUAGCGAUUUUUCUAAAAAUCGCCAAAUUAAAAUGCACCAAAACUAUGUGUUGCUAAUAGAGCACUUCCAAGUUCCAAAAACCCUCACUUUCAAAAUGAGACCAAGUGCACAAGUGUUCUUGUGAAAAUGAGAAAUGAGUUUUAUUUGCAUGAGAAUGAAAAAUCAUUUCCAUAAGAAAAGUAGUAAGGGCACUUAACCUCGUUUUGAUACAGGGGCUCGGGGGAACUCCUAGUCGGAAAUGGCCUAUUUAAAUCGUCUCUAUCCGCUAUUUGGUCAGUUUCAAACACAUAUGCUAUUUGAUGGUCGAUUUUGACGUGUAUCACUGACUUUGUGUGACAAAGUAUCUUAAAUAUAAGUGAGGACAGUAUUAAGAUUUGACAUUACAGCUAGUUGCAGUUUCGUUUGUUUCGUUCAAAUUAAAGUAACAAAACGUUGUAUGAUUUUGAUUCAAAAUGAAGCCAUUGACGUUUUAUUAUUUUGUCACAUAAAUGUUCUAUUGUCGUCGUUAAGGUUUUGAAUAAGUCAAUUCGCCAAAGUUUCAGUUCGUGAAAUCGCGAAAAUAAAGUGACUUAUGUUCCAAAAUUUACAACAAAUCGCUAAAUUAACGUGCUGCUAAAUAAGGGUUUUCCAAAAUCGCUAAAUAAACAUGUCGCCACGAUUUCAUGUAAUGAGGUAAAAUAAAAUUGAAAAAGGUGAUAUAUUAACCUAUCAUUGUUCAUAGCUAAUCCUGGUGACCCUGCUGUCCGAGUCGACGCCGCUUACACUGAGGCAAUCACAACUGAUAGGGAACCACUAAGCAGAGGUCAUAUGAAUCCCGCGGGAAUAAACUCGUUUGAUUUCAAAUUCAUGAAAGCAACAUUCACCCUUACCAAUGCAGUACCUCAGUUUGAAGCAUCAAACAGUGGCCCCUGGCAGGAUUUUGAGACAAAAAUACGAGAUUAUGCGAAAGACAUUUGUGGUCCGAGAGGAGGAACCUUGUAUCUCCUGACAGGACGAUCUGAGAACGGCAUUAUACCCGAUCCUCAAAAACCUUACAAAGUUGUUCAGGAUACUUCAUACACCGUACCAAUGCCCUAUGUCAAGGAUAAAUUUCUCGGAGGUACAGUGAGACUUGAAACCCCUCGUUCUGUUUGGACAGCGGGCUGCUGUGUGUGGACGGAGCCUGGGAGGGUGUUUGGAAGGUUUUGGCCGGCGAAAAAAGCCCAGUCCUUCGCGGUAAUGAGCAACAACCAGAAGGAUGGAAACAAGCUGUACCAGACACAAAUGAGUGUGCGCGAACUUGAACAACUCCUAAAAGCACCUUUAUUGGAAGCGGUGAAUUUGUUCCCAGGAGAUGAAAACUGCAGACGUCCAGCGAACCAUGUAAAGCUUAAGUAA